GCCGACGAUUCCCGUUGACCACAGAACGAUAGUCCGCGCGCCGCAGGCAGACGACAGUGUUUUGUUACGUUCCGCUCGUCCAGUUCAAAUGGAUUAAAAAGUCGAGCAAACUGGUUGGUGUGUGUUUUCGCUAAAGGGAUAGAGAUAGAGAGGGGGAGAGAGAUUUGGAGAUACGUGCUUCAUCGGGGUAAGAGCAGACGGUGUACAAAAGAAAAAAAAGAAGGCGAAGAAAGUUUGUGUAGCAGACGACCUUGUUUAGCAGACGUCUACAAUGGAAUUUACUACUCUGGUGUUUCAAAUGUUUUUUUAUUGAAGACUAAAUGUUAUUUACGACGUGAAGCUUUUGGUAAGCCAACUGGAUAGUGCUUUUGUAGCUAAAAACGGAUAGAGAUUUACCCUUAGGGGAGGAAAUCAGACGGCGCGGAGAAAGACUUAGUUUAGCAGACGAGCGAAAAGGGAAUUCAUUAUGUCCUCGUUUUAAAAAUAUUUUUACUUAAGACUGGGUUUUAUUUGACCAGACCAUUUCAUAAGAUGUUGUCUGGAGUUUAACGGUUCUUUGUUGCUCACGGAUGUGUUUGGUGACUAAGUGCGUAUGUGUUAGUCCAGCAACAGACCUUCCAGAACAGUUUCAGACGACAUCCGUGUCAGCUGUCAGCUCUUAACGAGAGACAUGGAUGAGAAGCGACUGGAGCUGGACCGAGAGGAGCGGGAUCGCGGCUGUGUGACGGACGGGCGACACCGACGCUUGUAUAGACGGCGGACGACUCGCUGUGACGGACGCAUCUGGAUCUUCCUCAUCCUCGGAUUCUUGAUGGUCGUCUUCGGGGUCAUCAUUGGCGGGAUGUACCUCAACAUCCGGGCGCUCACAGAGUCCCUGCAGUACACGGAAGUACUGCCGACGUACGUCACGGCUGUAACGGUACUGGCAUCCGGGUUCUUCAUAUUUUUGCUGUUUUGGAAGAGACUUCCCUGUCUGGUUUUCGUCUGUGUACUGGUGUGUGUUACGACGUCUCUACUGUGUGCAGUGGCGGCCAUUUUGACCGGAACUCACGUGAUCCAGCCAAUCGAGGCGUUCAUUCACUGCACAUACUACGACAGUCUGAAGGAGUGUCACUGUGUAUCUCCUUACAGGAGAGCUCUCCUAGAUCUACAACACUCGCCACUAAACCCUGCCAACUACGUAUUCCAUAGCACGAGUAACUGUAACAGUAUCCAGACGACGUUACUGCACAUGCUGUACGCGCUAACUGUGACGUAUGCCGCAGCCUUUGUGACGUCAGUCGUCUCCGUCAUCCUGGCGCUGCUCGUACUGCGCAUGGAGCGAAUCAGAAGAGGCGUAUUUGAGGACGACACUUACGAGGAGAUCUUCACUGUAAGCAACAGCUCCACCCCGCUCACGUCAGACAGCGACAACGACAACAACUUCUGCUUACCUCCCUUCAACGACGCCAUUUUGAAUGACUCUUCCCGUCUGCCAGAGAGCAGAUCAAACGCCAGCGUUAUUCGCAGAUGUCGAAGCUUCACCCAGCCUCGAUUCUUUGACACAACGGAGGAAUCCAUCGAUGACGCCCAUCUCCCGAAAGUGCAGCCAACAGCUGAGGUCGACAGCGGCAACGCCGACGGCGAGGUUAGGAGUGGCGGGAAGCUGAAGGAGAAUCGCAGACGUCACAGACGGGCGGUGACUCUUCAUAAUCUGGACACCCGCCAGCUCAUGAUGAUCCUCAGUCUGCACAUGCGCUACCUGCAGGAGAAUGAAGCGGCCAAGUCUCAGGGUCACAUCGACACUCAGAGAGUCGAAGAGAUGGAAGCAAAGGAGAGGAUCAAACGAGCGCUGACGCCGCAGCCGGCGCAUCAGUACAGGAGGUAUUUCUCCCAGGACGAUUCUGCAAGUCAGACGCGGAUCGUCCGGUCCCACACGCCGCAGCCUUACCACGAGCGACGGAGUCAGUCACACGACGAGACGUCCAGUCCCUCGUAUGUGAUCCGGUCCCACACCCCGCAGCCGUAUCGUCCAAGGAACAACCGUGACGACUACAACCAGCAGAAUUACGAAAACACUUUCGACCCAGCGGAGUUCGUGCAGCAGCUACGGCAGCAGAAGUUGGCCAGCGAUGUUCAGAACCAGCAGAGGGAAGCGUCUCCUCCUCCUCCUCCUCCUCCUCCUCCUCAUGGAAGGGAGAAACUGUGUCACGUUCCGCAGAUUUAUGAGAAUGUGCUCGAUACGAUCGACGUCAGUAGUCAGUGUGGAUCAGAAAGUUCUGAAUGUCCUGUCAGACGGGUUUCUGUUAAAAGUAAACAGAAGACGAAGAAGCAGUCUGGUGAAAGUUUGUUGUCGUGUAAAAGUCUCAGGGCAAUUCAGCCACUGCCAAUGGAGAUCUCUCCAAAUAACUAUGACGAGAUUGAUGAUCUUUCAUCAUGUACGUCUGAAACCCCGAAUCAUCAGAUAUAUCAGAACCAAGAUGAAUGUGAACAUUUAAAUCGACCAAUGAAAUCAUCUGCCUCAUCAUGUCAACCAGUGAAAUCAUCUGUCUCUUCUCAUCAGCCAAUGACUUCAUCUGCCUCAUGUUAUCAACCAAUGAAAUCAUCUGUCUCAUCUCAUCGACCAAUCAUCAAAGUCGAUCCACCAUGUGUUCCACCUCCUCCACCAGUGAAUGAAGUUGAUUCGUCUUCUCUUUCGUUCCAUCAACCAAUCGGUAAAGAAGAUUCUAAACCUCGCCAUCGACCAAUCAACACAGCCGAUUCAAGCUACAGUGCCUCCCGUCAACCAAUCAACACAGCCGAUCCAAGCUACAGUGCCUCCCGUCAACCAAUCAACACAGCAGAUCCACUACCUCUUUCAUCCGACCUACCAAUCACUGAAGUGGAUCCGUAUGCACCAUAUCCCAACACGAGAAGACAUUGUAAAGAAGAACUCACGGGCAGGCCAAUACAGAUAACCAACUCAUCGUCGGGGGGCUGUUGCUUUGAAAACAACUUGUCCCAGCGGCUGAAGACUGCAUCGGAUCACCUGCAUCCUAUACAGACCGAUAUUCGCGGGCACCUCCUUGACAGAUGCCAGACACCGUCACGUCCAAAGAGUUACAUCAACGCUGUUGACCAAACUCUCUCCGCUCGGCCGGUUGAAGGGAACACAACACAUUUGGAGGACAGUCGUCGCGUUCCGACUGAUGGACAAACAGAGCCACUCGACAGCGAAGGAUACCUGAGGAUGGAUAUCAACAGCAGGUCACCUCCAGUGGCCAUCGAUAUAUACGCACAGCCGGUUAAGAAAGCACGUAAAAACAAGAAAGACAAAAACCGGGAGAGACCUUCGAAUCGGGAGGAAGUUGUUUCUCAAAGUGAUGCGGACACGCAUAGCGGUGAACUGGAGACACGCCGAGGAAAGAAAAAGCCGACAUUUUCUGGCGAGAGGUCUGCAUUCCGUGCUGUGUGCCGACAUGGAACUUUUGAACCAAUCGACGAUCCUUAUUCUGUGGACCAGCCAAUCAUGACGCAUCAUUCAUCUCCCCAACCAAUGACGCUGGACUGCACGCGUGACGUAAUGUGUUCUUACUCUAUAGACCAGCCAAUGGAAUCAUCUCAUUCAUCCAAUCAGCCAAUGGGAUCGUCGCAUUCGUCAUCGAGUAAGCCAAGGAGAUUGAUUGGAGCAUCGCAUCGUCAUGCCAAUGAAACCGACUACGAUUCUGUCUAUCCGGUUUUUGAGAAAUCACCACAGAUUGCGUACGCGCCUCCCCCUUACUCGCCACCCCCCUCCUACACGGAUGUGUUCACUGGUUCGCGAGACGGUUCCCAGCACUCUCUGUUGAGUGCGUCCAACACGACGACGACGACGGCGAGUGGCGCGAACUCGGACAGUGAUUCUCACCAGCUCGACUGGGCGAACGACGGACCCGGGAACGGACAGCUGCAGGAACAGUUCUACGAGAACAACCCUCACAUGCAGAAACGAGCGGCAGCCCAGACCUGUCCGGGGAAACGAGAACACAGCCAUCCAGUGAGGUCCGACUGUCCAGCACAACCAGGAUUUCCAACGAGGCCAGGUUUUCCAGUGAAGCUAGGGCAGAACUAUCCGAGCAGUCCAGGGGAGAACUGUCCAGGGGAGAACUGUGCGAGGUGCGAUUCCGGAGACCUACAGUUUGACGAGUCGCAGUAUGUCGUAAAUCUGCCGCCGCCCCCCACGGCACGUGCGGGUGGACUGGUGGGCGGUAAACUCCAUUUCACUAACGGACAUUUGUACUGCGACCAAACGACAUGUAGCGAGACGGCAGAUGAUAGUGACGCGGAUGCCAUGGAAACGGUUAUAUAAUCUACUGUUGUAUGACGUCAGUAUACAUAUGCAGUGACAGAACUAUGUCUGCAAACGUGUACUUUUCUCAUAAGUGUCCUUUUGUGCAUACGUGAACUGUUACGUGAACUAAUACCAGUACUAACAGGGCCAUACCCUGACUAAAAUCCUGGGGGGGGGGGGGGGGGGGGGGGGACACUACUUUUUUAAACAAAUGAAACACUAUACAAAUUAAACCCUGAGAUGUGUAUGCCAUUAAAAAAAAAAGUGAGAUUAUCAGGGGGGGCAACUGCCCCACCCCUGCCCCCUGAGGGUACGGCCCUGACUAAAAUGAAUGCGUGUGCAAUGGUACAUACACCUACUGCUGUGCAUAAGUGUAUGUUUGUAGUACGACCAAGGUACAUACACGUACUGGUACUAGUAAUAGACCAAGGGAAACAACUCUUGAUACAAUGUAUUCUAAUGUGUACUAGGGUCGGAAUCAAGUAUGUUUGUAUUAUAGUAUUGUUUUUGUUGAUGAAGUAAACAGAUUACUGCAUUUUUAUGGGUCACACUUCAUGUUGUAGUCAGACAAUUAACAGAGGCGGAUCCAGAAAAUAUUUGGUUGGGAGUGGGUGGGGUGAGGGUGGACUAAGGGGGAAAAGACACAUGGAUAAACUCGUGAAAAGGACAACCUAAUUAAAAUUAGAAAAUAAAUAUAUAUUGGCAUUUGAAUAUAUUGGGGGGAACCCCUAGUACACCCCUUGUAUCCGCCUCUGAUUAAGUAAACAAAACUUUAUUCCAGGUGAAAAACUGUUUGCUUGUCAUCAUCUCUUUCUAGUUUUAAGAGCAGCGGUCCAACUCGCGCAUCUUCUACAAUUCCAAUAAAAUAUAUUUUCUCCAAAA
Gigantopelta aegis is the source of this 5170-nucleotide messenger RNA. RefSeq lists its product as uncharacterized. The transcript has 6 exons. NCBI's taxonomy places the organism in Eukaryota, Metazoa, Mollusca, Gastropoda, Neomphalida, Peltospiridae. The record is from RefSeq and is a predicted model, not a curated record. The coding region runs from base 671 to 4306 and encodes 1211 amino acids.